UUUUCAUGGUCACAUGCAAAACAAUACUUAAGACAGGAAACAGCUUAGUUUAGUGUUUAUUAAAUGGCAAAAGGAUGAUAAAAUGGUUUUAAAAAUAAGUAAACAUAUCGUAGUAAAGCUUUAGGUUACUAUAUGUUAAAUGUCCUUUUGUAAGGGUAGACAUCUGACUGCGCUGAUUUAGAAGAAGAAAGUAGAUAUGCUACGAUGGAUUCUCGGAGGGAGAGACGCUCAAGGGCCAGUAGAGAAAACCACAGUGCUGUUCAUUGGGGAGGAACAACCAAAGAAUUCUUACACGGAGCUCCAGGUGCUUAAAGGACAUUUUGACAUAGUUCGAUUUCUAGUGCAGAUUGAUGACUUCAGGUUUGCAUCGGCUGGAGAUGAUGGACUUGUGCUGGUUUGGAAUGUUCAGACAGGAGAGCGUCUCCGGGAGUUAAGAGCUCACUCACAGCAGGUCACAGCCAUCGCUGCCUUUCGGACUGAGUCCAGCCGCGGCAUGAUCAUCACGGCCUCUUCAGACAGAACCGUCAGCCUGUGGGACACGGAGACUGGGAAUCGUGUUCAGAUGGUUUCUGAGCUGCAGUCUUCUGUGAAGUGCCUGCUUGUUCUGGAAAGACUUGAUGUAUGGCUUUCUGGAGGGAAUGAGCUGUGUGUCUGGAAUAAACAUUUUGAACUUCUGUGUAAGACUGACUGCUAUAAGGAUGCAGGGGUCACUGCCAUGAUCGAGCUGCCUAAGAACUGUAUUGUGGCAGCCGUGGACAAAGAAUUAAUUGUUUACAGACUGAUCGUGUCUUCUUCUGAAACUGAAACUUCUAUUCAAGAGAUCUGCAGAUUAACAGACCACCAUGACAGCGUUCGGACUCUGAUUUCUGUAAAUGACCAGAUGUUCGCUAGUGGAUCUCAUGUUGGUGAAUUAAUAGUAUGGGAUUCUCUGGACUGGACCAUUCAGGUUUAUGAGCGGAUCUUCUGGGAGACGGCUCAAACAGACUCGCAACCAGAAAUAAAACUGACCUCACAGAAACAAAAUGAAAUGUCUAUACAGCACUUAACAUCUGAUGGAGAGUUUGUUGUUGCUGCGGUUGGAAAUGGACUAUACAUUUACAACAUUUUGACAAAGAAUGUAGUUGCUUACAGGAGAACUGCGCAUGAUUCAAAUGUUUUACAUUCUUUAUUACUACCUAACAGGCAGCUGAUGUCGUGCUCGGAAGAUGGGAGUGUCCGUAUGUGGGAACUACAGGAUCUGCCUCUGCCUGCUGAACCUGCCUCUUCAGGCUUCUUUGGCAUGUGGGGGUUCGGGAGAUCAAGCAAGCUGGCGAGUCAGCAGGUGAAGAAGGUGGUGGAGACCCCCAGCCUGCGCACUCUGGAGCUGACAGGAGACCUCAUCGGUCACUCCGGGGCUGUUCAGAUGUUUCUGUAUUUUGGAGAUGGCAGCCUGGUGACUUGCUCUACUGACCACCUCAUCAUUGUGUGGAGAGACGGGUACAAGGAGUCAAGACUCCGGAGUUUAGCCUUAUUUCACAAACUGGAGCAGAAUCAAGGCCUGUGACCCUUGUUUGUCCUUUUACCAUAUGUACUAAUAGAAGCAUACAUACACUGCGUUUAAUAUACAUCCCCUAAAAGGUUGAAAAAACAAUUCUGCAUUCAUGACAUUAAACAUGACACUUUAUUUUCCUUAAACUGCAAUUUUACUUUACUAAUUGGUAAUGAGCAGCUUUCUUUUUGUGAAGUGCUCUUAAAUGUAGCUCAGAGCAUGCUGCCUAUUUCUACUGUUAAUUGUAUUUCUGUAUUUAAAAAGUAAUAGUGUUAUAACUGACAUGAAAUAAUGUAGCGUAUGCCAAAUGUAUAGUCCAAGUCUGUGAAAAUGUCAGUGGGUUAAGAUUUGAUUUAGCUGUGAUUAUAAUUUUAUCGCUAUUAAAAUGUAAUGAUGGCAUAGCUGGUUUUUGGCAUCCUUUUACAUUGGUUGCAUACUGAAAUUUUAAACUGUUGUGUUUUGCAAGUUAAGAAGCCUAACGUUUUGAUGUGAUAUCAUAGUUUCUUGUAUUCAUAUUUCACGAGGAAUCUGUAAUGAAUGCAGAAUCUAUACACAAUAGCUUGUGAAACACUGUACUAAGUUAUUAAAAAGAGAGUUUACAGAU
This is a messenger RNA of Lepisosteus oculatus (spotted gar), 2132 nucleotides long. RefSeq names its product WD repeat domain 41 (gene wdr41). NCBI's taxonomy places the organism in Eukaryota, Metazoa, Chordata, Actinopteri, Semionotiformes, Lepisosteidae. The record is from RefSeq and is a predicted model, not a curated record. Gene Ontology annotation, cellular component: lysosomal membrane. Gene Ontology annotation, molecular function: protein binding. Gene Ontology annotation, biological process: regulation of autophagy.